Messenger RNA from Lotus japonicus, 1601 nucleotides. RefSeq names its product transcription factor bHLH63-like. NCBI's taxonomy places the organism in Eukaryota, Viridiplantae, Streptophyta, Magnoliopsida, Fabales, Fabaceae. The transcript is spliced from 7 exons. Bases 160 to 1266 code for a protein of 368 amino acids. Gene Ontology annotation, biological process: regulation of DNA-templated transcription. The record is from RefSeq and is a predicted model, not a curated record. Gene Ontology annotation, cellular component: nucleus. Gene Ontology annotation, molecular function: protein dimerization activity; DNA-binding transcription factor activity.
CUCACUCGUUUCCCUCUUGAACCUUAACAACAUUUCACUCUUUCUCCUCCUACUCCAACCUCUCUGCAUCUCCUGCACCUCUGCAUUUCCUCUGAAGUAUUCUUCAAAAUUUGCCCCACACUCUAUUACUACUACUAAUACAAAUCACCUAGUAACAACAUGUUGCACUGUCUCAAUACACCGGGAAGUCUUGCUGGGAACUGCUCCGACAUGACGGUGUUGGAAAGGCAACGGAUCAAGUUGCCACAAGGAAACGGGUUCAAUUGUGUGUUCCCUUCUUCUUCUUCUUCUGAUUCUGGUUCUUCACUUGCUGAGGUAGUUGCUCAGGCUCACUACAUCAAGUUUCAUAUGCCACCAGCUGGGCCUGAACCUUCUCCUGCUUCUGGGCCUGAUUUGAAUUCUGCAAUUUCAAGGACUUUCAGCUGUCCACCUACUCUGGUAGAAGCUAAAGCCAAUGAAUUUUUCUCAAUUAAGAAAGAGAGUUAUAAGAAGAGGAAAUCUGAUAAGCCUCACAACCCCAAGAUUGUUGCAGAAAAUGAUAGUAAAGACAAGAGGAUCAAAGUGGAUUCUGAAGAUGGGGAAUCCAAUAUCACAGGGAAGAUCAGCAUCAAGGAUAACAAAACCGCCACAAAAAGUAAAAACAGGGGAACCUGUGCAAAUAGUUCAAAUUCAAAGGAAAAUGAGGAUCAAAAGCUAGACUACAUUCAUGUGCGAGCACGUCGUGGCCAAGCCACUGAUAGCCAUAGCUUAGCUGAAAGAGUUAGAAGGGAAAAAAUUAGUGAGAGAAUGAAGUAUUUACAAGAUUUGGUUCCCGGUUGCAACAAAAUUACAGGAAAAGCUGGAAUGCUUGAUGAAAUCAUCAACUAUGUUCAGUCUCUUCAACGACAAGUUGAGUUCUUGUCAAUGAAAUUAGCUACUGUCAACCCAGCCCUUGAAUUCAAUAGUGAUGAUCUGUUUGACAAAGUGGUGUUUCCUUCUUGUGAUUCAACUUUUCCAGCUAUAAACUUGACUAACCCUGCCACCUAUCUUCAAUUCAAUUCACCACCACAGCAAAUGGUUUCUUAUGGAGGAUUAGAUACCGGGAUGAACAUGAACCCUUCCGAUGUAGGGCUUCGAAGGACCAUAAGUGCCCCGGUAUCAGUACCUGAGACAUUUAUUGACUCCUCUUGUUACACUCAAAUUCUACCCCCCACAACAUGGGAAAGUGAUUUUCAAAACCUUUACAACUUGAAUUUUGAUCAAGCACGAGCAACAUCCUUUCCUUGAUUCCUUCUUAGCCAUUUACAGGUAUAGUAGACGCUAGCAAUCUAAAGAUGGAGGUGUAGACCAGAAAUUGUAUCACCAUUCAUUGGAUUAACUCGCUCCAAAUGCCUCUUAUCAAGAUUAAUUGAUCCUUUUCUUUUCUAGUACAUAGCAGAUAUAUUAGAUAUAAGAUAUUGUUUGUAUACUGCUCCAUGAAUUAAUAAAAUCAUAUUAAUGCAUGUUAACUUCAGUCACAUUCCUUUGAAAGUUCAAAUUAGAAUAUAGCCGAUGGCUAGUGCCUAGUAACGAUGAGUAGCCUGAUAGGGACCAGAUCAGGCAACUAACCCAAUUUGCAUGAG